Vidua macroura (Pin-tailed whydah) is the source of this 6675-nucleotide messenger RNA. RefSeq names its product ubiquitin specific peptidase 13 (gene USP13). Gene Ontology annotation, biological process: protein deubiquitination. Lineage: Eukaryota; Metazoa; Chordata; Aves; Passeriformes; Viduidae. Bases 174 to 2759 code for a protein of 861 amino acids. The record is from RefSeq and is a predicted model, not a curated record. Gene Ontology annotation, molecular function: protein binding; zinc ion binding; cysteine-type deubiquitinase activity. The transcript has 21 exons.
GCCAUUGGAUUAAAAAUAGCAUCUUCCCUCCCCCUGCCCUCCCUCGGGCCCGGCUCCCGCCGCCGCCCUGCCCCGGGCCCGGCUGCCCGCCGCCUCCAUCGCCCGCGCAGAGCGGCUCGGCAGGGAGGGCGGGCGGCCGGGAGGGGAGCAGGGAGGGCAGGGAGGGAAGGAGGAUGCAGCGGGCCGCGCUCUUCCGCGGCGGCGAUGCGCAGAUGGCCGCCGGGGACCUGGGCGAGCUGCUCGUCCCCUACAUGCCCACGAUCCGAGUGCCCAAGUCAGGGGACCGGGUCUACAAGACGGAAUGUGCCUUCUCCUACGACUCGCCCGAUUCAGAAGGAGGUCUCUACGUGUGCAUGAACACGUUUCUGGGAUUUGGAAGGGAACACAUCGAGCGGCAUUACCGGAAAACAGGACAGUGUGUCUACCUGCACCUGAAACGACACGUGAGAGAGAAGGUACCAGGAGCAUCUGGUGGAGCCUUACCAAAAAGGAGGAAUGCUAAGCUAUUUUUAGAUCUGGAGAUAAGCAGUGAUCUCAACAGUGAUGACUUUGAAUAUGAGGAUGAAGCAAAACUUGUUAUCUUUCCUGAUCACUAUGAAAUCUCAUUACCCAACAUAGAAGAGCUACCAGCACUGGUGACGAUAGCUUGUGAUGCACUGCUCAGUGCAAAAUCACCCUACAGGAAGCAGGAACCUGACUCCUGGGAAGAAGAGCUGCAGGCAUCUAAACAUGCUAAAACACUUGUACAGUUGGACAAUGGUGUUAGAAUUCCCCCCAGUGGUUGGAAGUGCUCCAGGUGUGACCUGCGGGAGAACCUGUGGCUGAACCUGAGCGACGGCUCCGUGCUCUGCGGGAAGUGGUUCUUCGACGGCAGCGGGGGCAACGGGCACGCCAUGGAGCACUACAGGGAGACAGGCUAUCCCCUGGCAGUGAAGCUGGGAACCAUCACUCCUGAUGGAGCAGAUGUCUAUUCCUUUGAUGAAGAGGAGCCGGUUUUAGAUCCACAUAUAGCAAAACAUUUGGCACACUUUGGAAUUGAUAUGCUGCAGAUGCAAGUGACAGAGAAUGGGCUAAGAGAUAAUGACAUAAAGCCAAGAGUCUCGGAAUGGGAAGUGAUUCAGGAAGCUGGUGUGAAACUGAAGCCCAUGUACGGCCCAGGAUACACUGGCAUGAAGAACCUGGGAAAUAGCUGCUACCUCAAUGCUGUCAUGCAAGCCAUUUUCAGCAUCCCAGAGUUCCAGCGAGCGUAUGUGGGAAACCUUCCACGAAUAUUUGACUACUCCCCUCUUGAUCCAACACAAGAUUUCAAUACUCAGAUGGCUAAACUGGGACACGGCCUCCUUUCAGGCCAAUACUCUAAGCCACCCAUGAAAUCUGAGCUCAUUGAGCAGGUGAUGAAAGAAGAACACAAGCCUCAACACAAUGGAAUAUCUCCUCGAAUGUUCAAGGCUUUUAUAAGUAAAGGCCACCCAGAAUUUUCCUCUAAUAGACAACAAGACGCACAGGAAUUUUUCCUACAUCUUAUAAAUCUAGUAGAGAGGAACCCUGUGGGUUCAGAGAACCCCAGCGAUGUUUUCCGGUUCCUGGUGGAGGAGCGCACGCAGUGCUGCCAGUCCAGGAAGGUGCGCUACACGGAGAGGGUGGACUACAUCAUGCAGCUCCCUGUGGCCAUGGAGGCAGCAACAAACAAAGAUGAAUUAAUUGCCUAUGAAUUGAAGAGGCGAGAAGCAGAAGCUGCAAGGAGACCUCUGCCAGAGCUGGUCCGUGCCAAGAUCCCAUUUAGUGCUUGUCUGCAGGCCUUUUCUGAACCAAGCAAUGUAGAGGAUUUCUGGAGCAGUGCCCUCCAAGCAAAAUCUGCAGGAGUUAAGACUUCCCGUUUUGCUUCCUUUCCUGAGUACUUAGUGGUGCAGAUAAAGAAAUUCACCUUUGGCCUUGACUGGAUACCCAAAAAGCUUGAUGUUUCUAUUGACAUGCCAGAUUUCCUGGAUAUCAGUCACCUUCGGGCCAGGGGGCUCCAGCCAGGAGAAGAGGAACUCCCAGACAUUGCUCCUCCCAUUGUCAUUCCUGAUGACCCAAAAGAUCACAUGACGAACCAUUUCAUGGAGUCCCUAGAUAUUGAUGAGUCUUCAGUUAUGCAGCUGGCAGAGAUGGGCUUUCCUUUGGAAGCGUGUCGGAAAGCUGUGUACUAUACAGGCAACCUGGGUGCUGAAGUUGCUUUCAACUGGAUCAUUGCACACAUGGAAGAACCAGACUUCGCUGAGCCAUUGGUCAUACCUGCAUUUGGAGAAGUAGCUUCCAGUGGGGCAGCUGCUUUAGGAGCUGUAGGGUUAGAUAACCAGCCUCCUGAAGAGAUGGUUGCAAUUAUCAUUUCCAUGGGAUUCCAAAGGAAUCUGGCGAUUCAGGCGCUGAAGGCAACAAACAAUAACUUGGAGCGUGCACUGGAGUGGAUCUUCAGCCACCCUGACCCUGAUGAAGAAAGUGACCCUGCUUUGGACACGAUGGAUAUGGAGAACAAUGCUAAUGCCAAUAUCCUUGCAGAGACAGGGUCAGAGGGACCCAGGAUCAAAGAUGGCCCUGGAAGGUAUGAGCUGUUCGGGUUCAUCAGCCAUAUGGGAACAUCCACAAUGAGUGGCCACUACGUUUGUCACCUCAGAAAGGAAGGAAGAUGGGUGAUCUACAACGACCUUAGAGUCUGUGCCUCAGAACGACCUCCCAAAGACCUGGGCUACAUUUAUUUUUACCACAGGAUACCAAGUUAGGCCUCAAAUCUAUCACCUGGCCUUAAGAAGCCAUAAGCCUUUUUAACCUGCCCAAAAAAAGCAUACAAUAAAAAUCUAAAACCAACAAAAGACCCCUUAACCCUUGGACUGCCAAAAAGCAAAGGAAACCAUGGGAUGUUUAUAGUGUAUUUAAAAACAAUCAUUUGAUGCCGCCUUAAGUGUUAGACAGAAGAUUUCUAUUAGGUGCUGUAUAGGACAUUGUUUUAAAUUUAUACACCUUACAGGCCAUGUGGAUUUCUGGUGGAGUUUGCAGCUAGUGUGUGGAGAAUAUGGAAGCUUCAGUGUUGAGCAAAAGCGGUUCAGCCCAGCUCCUGCCUGUCCUGUCCAUGCAUCCUUUGAAGACCAUAAACAAAUAUUUGUGUCUUUGGUGACUGGGAGCCUGUGUUUUCAUCCAGAGUCCAGAUCAUGUAGAGAAAUCAUUUGCAGGGAGGGGGUUUGUGGCUGUUCUUCAAAGCAGAAUGUCCUUUUUCAGAGAUUAUUUUCAGUGCAGUGAGAAAAGUCAGCUGAAGUUGUAUCUGUUGGAAUUCAGUGGUGCAGUAUCUUCAUUUGACUUUUCCAGGCUAAAGCCUAAGAGACUAAUGGAGACAGGAGCACUCUCCUGUCGGUGCCCUCUACAUUUUUUGCCAAAGAGAAAUUUUAUUUUUGCAGACAUCGGUUUCUUCAUCUUCACUUGAAUGUUCAUUUUGUAGGUUCUACCAACAGAUUCAGGAUUACAGAUGGCUAAAAGCAGCAGACUUUCUGACUAUGAACUUAAAUGCACACCCUCAGGAAAGGCAAAGAUGUUAUUUAAACUUUGUUUUGUAAUGGAGGAGGUAAAGAGGAGUUUAAUGUCCCAUUAUAUUUAUGUCAGGGAAAUUUGUAUCUAGACCACUCAUAUUCCAUCUGAAAUCAACUCCCUGACAAAGUACUUGCAGUGCAAUCCUGCUUUCUGCUAAAGAUUACUUAAAUAUUGACUUUCAUAUCUCAGUGGGGGAAAUUGCUUAGUAAGUUUUCUGAUUUAUUGAUUUACUCCUCUCUUCCUCUGUUAAAAUUCAAACUAAAACAACAACAACCAACAAGAAAAAAAACCACAAUAAAAACCCCCUUGAAUUGAUAUUUUUAUUUUCUUUAAACUUGCAAAUGCACCAAUAAUCUGAUCUCUUCAACAGACACCUUCUAAAAGGGAUUUGAUAUCUCUAGCAGGGAUGAUGGGGUGGGUAGGCAGGGGCUGGCCUAUCCUGUCUUUUUUUUUUUUUUUUUUUUAGUGUUAUUUAAGUGUUUUUCACAGGUGAGAAUACAUAUGUGGGAUUUAAAGUUAUAUUUGAAAACACUCAUUCUAGAGAAAUUACAAUGGUGAGUGCAAAACCUUUCAUGAUUCCAAAAAAAGAACAAACCCGAAGGUUCACAGUGUUGGACACUGCUUAGAGGCUGUUGUUGGAUUUGCCUUGUACAAUGUUACCAAGCCCUCAAAAUAAAUUGCAGCAGUCAAAAAAAAUUUUUUUUUUGCAGAGUGCAGGAGAGCCAGAGAGGUGUCAUUGCAUUUUCUCUGCAGUUAGUGCCUGCAAGUUUUAAUAGCAAAAUUCAGGCAGCUACACACUACAGAGGAGUACCAAAUUUAAACAUCUGUUUAUGAGAAGGGAAUUUUAGUUUUUGCAUUGUCUGGGGAAAAAUAAUUCUCCGUCUGCUCAUAAAGCCUCACACAGAGCCAAAAAAUGCUGUUGGUAUUUUAAUCAGGUUUUGAUCUUAAAAGAUUGUGAGAGAAACUCCAGUGCAAUAAUUUUGUAGAGUGUAAAGGUGUCUAAUUUCUGGGAGAGCUCCCUGCACUUAGAGCUCUUUUGGACACAUUAGUGCAGUGUCCUGGCACAUCAAUGAGUGGCCCCUGUGAGAUUCAGCUGCCUUGUGCUUAUUGAGCCACCAGUUCUGGAUGAAAUAAAAGCUGCCAGUAAUUUCUUUGCUUCUUCCAGAUUUUGGAUAUUUGAGGACUUCACCAGAAAGUGACAGGUUUGAAAACGGGAUCAGCAAAUUAUGCAGUGAUACAUCUUCUAUUUAAAGUGAAAGAGCAAAAUUUCUGUAUAUCUGUGUGUUUCUUCAUUCUGGCAGUAGAAAAAGAGAAAAGGCCUUUUCCCCCCACUUCCUUUAAUUUUUAAUUCUUUUUUUUUUUAAAUUCCCAUGUAUAUUCAAAAGAAGUUCAACACAACAGCUUCCCUCUUGCCUCAUGAACUUAAAGGGCUAUUUAGAAACCACCAAGAUCUGGUGAUUGCUGCCUUUUUAUUUAGAAAUGUUGGGUAAAUAAAGGCCAGUUGAGUAACUCCCAUGUCCAUUUCCCAGCUGGAAGCAUGGCUGGUCUUUGUAGGAUCAAGGAUGGAGCUGGAAUCUUGCGAACUAAUGUGGUGCAUCCCAGAGCUGUGAUGGCUGUGGAGCUGCCUGGUCUUAGGAGGCACACUUGGAGGGUGACAAACUGGAAAUGAUGGUUGGAAGGGGAGGGCCCUUGGCUGGAUGUGGUAAGUGAAUUGGAGCAGCUCAGGUCCUGGAGUUCUUUUCAGUUCAUCACUUUUGUGUUUUGCCUGCCCACACCAAAGUUAGUCAGGAGUGCAGGGAGCAGUUUAGGGGAAAGGAUUGCAGGUUUUCUAAAAUUUAGCAGUUAAAAAUAUGUUAGAAGUUCUUCAGUCAGGUGCUUGAGGAAUUACUUUAUUCUCUCCAAAAACAGUGGCCUCCUUCCUUUUUUCAAGUGUCUGGUUAAGUUGUCUCCCUUUUGUGAUGGGUUUUGUGUGAAGAACAUCAUGAACCUGGAGGAGCAGGAUGUAAACUCCUCAGCCUAAUGAGGGGGAGAGGAGUUUUGGUAGGUUUUGGGUUUUUUAAACUCCAGCAUUGCAGAAGCCCCACUCAAACAGGCUGAACUGAAGAGAUGACUGAUCUGCCAGGCUGUGCCUGCUGCAAUCUGAAUGUGCUGAAUGGUGCCAGGGCACAGCCUGGGCACACUCCCUGUGUCUGGGUGCUGGAGGAGCUGCUGGGGCUCCCUGAGCUGGGAGCUUCUUGACAAAAAAGAAUGGAGGAAGAAAAAUCACUGUGAGCUGUUUGAGACAAUCUGACCUGAGAAUCACGUCAAGCCAGGACCUGGCAGUAAAUAAUGCUCUUAUUUCUCAGACUUAUUUUUACUUUUUUGUAUGAUACAUUUAGGUUAGGAGAUAGGAAGGAAGAAAAACUCAAUAAGUUUUCCUUGAUUUCUUCUUCUCCUCUCACUCCUAGCAGCAUGCUGGAUCCGUAGACUCCUCAUUCUGAGUCACAAUCUCCUGUCUCCAAAACACAUGUAGACACAAACUCCUAUUUAAACUUCCUAGCUAAAAUAUAAUUAGGACAAAAAUUGAUUUAUUCAGACCUGUAGUUUUAAAAUAAGUGUAGAUGUUUCUGAACUCCCAAUCACUUAUAACUCUACUGGGUUCAGUGCCAUUACCUCUGACUGACUUUGGUGUAAGUGAAACCAACAUCAGCCCAGUUCUUUGAUUCAGACAGCCUCCACCAGGUCACAGAACACAUUCAGAAGGUGGAUGCAUCCAGAGCUCAUUUAGAAACCUCUCCAACUGAUUCCUUUUGUUCUCCAUCCUGGCAUCAGCAAUUUUUAUCCUCUGCUGUUCUCAUGCAUUGGAAGUCUAUGCAAAAUAUGUAACUGGAUAUUUUAUUGUUUUCCCUGUCGCCCUUCCUACCCUAAUGGCUGAGAUUGGUGUCUGAUUUCUACUCAGUCGUCAGUGGUUUUACUGUUGUAUCCUGGAAGUGUCUGUCCUGGUUUACUUUGCACCAUUCAGACUUGUUUGCUUGAAGCACUGUUAACUUUCUGGAGAGUUUUUGUCUGAGAUGAGAAAGGCUGUGAAUGACGUUGUUGCAACCGUUUUAAAUUAAAAAGAAAUAUUCUCACAUCUGG